AUGUCGACCAAAGCUGUUAUUCUUGUAGGCGGUGACACCCGUGGUACCCGAUUCCGUCCAAUUAGCUUGAGUGUCCCGAAAGUGCUCUUCCCUGCUGGAGAGAAGAGCUUGCUUGCCCACGCUGUUGAUGCUGUGAUCGCUCAACCAAACAUCAGCGAAAUUCUCCUGAUCGGUUUCUAUGAGAACAGUGUGUUUGAUAACUUCCUCGCGCAGGUCAAUCGCGAACACCCUGAUGUUUCCGUCAAGUACUUACGCGAGUAUAAGGCCAUGGGCACCGCCGGUGGUUUGUACCACUUCCGCGACCAAAUUCUCCGUGGCAAGCCAAAAAGACUUUUUGUUAUCAAUGCUGAUGUCUGCAGCUCUUACCCACUGUCUGAGCUCACUGCGAAGUACGAUGAGUCGGAGGCUAAUGGCGUUAUUCUAGGUACCCGCGUCGCCAAGGGCAUUGCUGCCAACUAUGGCGCCAUUAUCGCUGAUGACAAUGGAAAGGUUCUGCAUUAUGUAGAAAAGCCUGAAGAAUCGGUUUCGACUUUGGUCAAUGGCGGUAUUUACUUAUUGGAUGUUUCGGUGUUUGACGUCAUAGCUCAGGCCAAGCGGGUGCAUGGAGACGAGCAUGCCGGCAACCUUGAUGACGAGGACGACGACGAGGACAAGCUGUCGUUGGAGCAAGAUGUCCUGCCUGUUCUCGCCGAUACGGGCAAACUUUUCGUUUACCAAACGGAGGCAUUCUGGCGCCAAGUUAAGGAGGCCCACUCAGCCCUGGUUGCAAACCUGUUAUAUCUAGAGGACUCUGGAGCAAAGAACGCAGUUUGGGUCGAUCCAUCUGCCAAGAUUGACCCUAGCGCUAAGCUGGGUCCUAAUGUGACCAUUUGUGAGGGCGCCAAGGUUGGACCGGGUGCCCGCAUUCGCGACGCCGUUAUUCUUCCUCGGGCAGAGAUCCGCGCCAAUGCAGUAGUCAUUAACGCCAUCGUGUGCUCUGGCAGCAGAAUUGGCCGCUGGGCUCGUGUUGAGGGCUCUCCCAUCUCGGUUUCUUCUUAUGAAUCUACCGUUGUCAAGGACGGUGUCAAGGUUCCCCGCGUUGCCAUUGUUGCCCACGAUGUCGCUGUCGCUGACGAAGUUCACUUGCAAAAUUCUGUGGUUUUGCCUCAUAAGGACAUUCGCAAUGACGUGCGUAACGAAAUUGUCAUGUAG
Wickerhamiella sorbophila is the source of this 1191-nucleotide messenger RNA. RefSeq names its product putative mannose-1-phosphate guanyltransferase. Gene Ontology annotation, cellular component: cytoplasm. Gene Ontology annotation, biological process: biosynthetic process. The transcript has a single exon. Bases 1 to 1191 code for a protein of 396 amino acids. Lineage: Eukaryota; Fungi; Ascomycota; Dipodascomycetes; Dipodascales; Trichomonascaceae. The record is from RefSeq and is a predicted model, not a curated record.